UCACGUCCAUCCCCGGCCCGCUGGAGCGCCCGCCGAGUCUCCUAUCGAGUCUCCUCUCGUUCUUCAGCAGGGCCGGCUUCCGCCCCGCCCUCCAACCCAGCCCCAGCGGCGCCGCCCACAGCCCCAGGUCCCGCCGCCCGACCCCAGCGCCGCCUCCAGUCGUGAGCGCGGAGAGGAUUGAGCGGGCCUCCGGGGCGAGCGCCACGCGCAGACGGCGGUUGAGGAGCCUGAGAAAACCCCGGUCCUCCUUCAAGAUCCUGGUGGGUUGCGCCCGGCGCGGCGAAAUUCCCUGAUGUCUAUGUAGGAGUCUUGCUCUUGCUGUUUUUGGAUUGGUGCCUCCUCCCAUGGGGUCUUGCAGGUGCAGGAGGGUGUAUUCCAUCUGAUUAAUCUGCGGAGAGCAAGCGGGUGCUCCGGCUGCGCGAGCAUGGCGGGCGAGGAGGCUCCGGAGGGCAGCGGAACCAGGAGGCGUAUGGAUCUAAACCUGUAUCUCGGCCUCCCUCCAUUGCCGCGGCCUCCAGUCUGGCUGGACACAACGAUGAUUUCCCCGACGUUGAUGCCCAACUCGACUGGUGCUGCGCCGGAAGCCCCAAGAACGGGCGAGCCUGAGGAAUCCCUUGCCCCGGUGGCGGCGGCCUAUUCGCCGUUGAAUGCACUUUCCACCCCGGAGGAGCACCCAAUGCUUGAUCCAAUAGUUUAUUCCUGGCUCGACGGCAACAGUACUGAUGGAGAAGAGGACACUGAUGCUUCUGAGCCGGGGCCAGUCGAUGGUGCCAAUGUCUCUAGGUCGCAGCUUCUGGUAGCUGCCACUGGGUUGGAAGGGGAUGGUCUUCCUGUAGUAAGGUUUGUGCGCCCUAGUCGGGUGGCUGGUGGUGGAAUGGAGAUGGUGAACACAAGUAUACUUCGGCGGUCUGGUCAAGGGGCUGCUGCAAUUGAGGCCGGGACUCCUGAGCUUCGCUUUCAGAGGGUGAUACAGAUUAGCCAGCAGCACAGUAUUGUGAGGCCAGCAUCAGUGAACCGCAGUCAAGGGGUAGCUAGUACAGAUGCGGAUAGGCUUGUCUGGGCAAUCCAGCGCACUCAUAACUCUUUAGAAGCAGCAAGGCGGCAAAAGCUAGAUGGUGACAAGGUUUCUGGAAACGGUGCUGCUAAAAAGGAUGGGUCCUGUGACUGCAACUCCAGUUUUGAGUGUAAUAUCUGUCUUGACCCAGCUAAAGAGCCUGUGGUUACACCCUGCGGUCACCUCUUCUGUUGGCCAUGCUUGUACCAGUGGCUUCAUGCACAUUCCACCAACUCUGAGUGCCCUGUAUGCAAGGGUGAGGUGCUAGAAGUGAACGUCACUCCGAUAUAUGGAAGAGGCGGUGAAGAAGGGGAUUCCACCAACCCUGACUUGCCACCCAGGCCACAAGCAAACAGAAGGGAGAGCCUGAGGCAACAGCUGCAAAUGGCAGACAGAGGAAUUGCAACAGUGGUGAGGCAGUUGAUACAAAACCAGAGUAUAGUUAGAGGCCUACCAAGCCCAACAGGGAUCGAAAUGAAUGUGAUUCCUUCAGGCCGGCAAAGGGCUAGGGCUCGGAGACAGCAAAGGCAGGAUAAUAAUGCAUCACCUUCCAUACAUGUAGCGCAGAAUAUGGGCAAUGUUGCUUCUGAGAGCAGCAAUCAAAUCCAGUUGCCACAUUCUAAUGGCGACAGUGCUGCACAGAUGGUUCUUGCAGCUCCUCAGCAGUCAUCGUCUGUCGAACAGCUGUCAACUUCUAGCACCACAGCUGUUAUAGUGGGCGAGCCUGGGUCAAGUAGGCGGUCAAGGCCUUUGGAGUCCCCACCCAUAAGAAGAACAAGGAGGAGGCUGCAGUAGGUACCAGAGUGUUGUCACUCCCUUCAAUAAAACCUACAGACCUUGCCCCAGUGUUUGUUAUUACCAUGAUUAGCUCCAAUAACAUCUCAAGGUUAAUAAUGUAGGAAUGUAUAUGCCAUCACUCGUUCCCACCUUUCUCUUACAUACCAUGUAUCAUGUAUGUAGCUUCAUCAUGGAGUCAAAAUGUCAGUUCCAGUAUCUAUAAUAAUCUUGAUCUUCUGUACUCAGAAUAUAUUUUCUGAUUUAGUCUCUGCUUCUGGUAUGAUGUGUCA
Messenger RNA from Sorghum bicolor (sorghum), 2121 nucleotides. RefSeq lists its product as uncharacterized. The coding region runs from base 425 to 1849 and encodes 474 amino acids. The record is from RefSeq and is a predicted model, not a curated record. Gene Ontology annotation, biological process: ubiquitin-dependent protein catabolic process. Gene Ontology annotation, cellular component: endoplasmic reticulum. The transcript is spliced from 2 exons. NCBI's taxonomy places the organism in Eukaryota, Viridiplantae, Streptophyta, Magnoliopsida, Poales, Poaceae. Gene Ontology annotation, molecular function: ubiquitin-like protein conjugating enzyme binding; metal ion binding; ubiquitin protein ligase activity.